GGAGUUAGCGCAUUGACCACCGGAGGGCAACGGAAGCCGACACACAAUUUCACCCUGCAUCUUUUCGAAAAAAUUAAAUCCUCCAAAAACUUCACUCACGAUCUCCAAACCUCAGACACCUCCGACAACCACCACAAGUCGACAAACACAUCCGCCAAAAUGGGUCGUCUUCACUCCAGUGGAAAGGGUAUCUCCGCCUCUGCGCUCCCCUACUCGCGCAACCCGCCCGCGUGGCUCAAGACUACUCCCGCCCAGGUCGAGGAGCAGAUCUGCCGUCUCGCCCGUAAGGGUGCUUCCCCCUCUCAGAUCGGUGUCGUCCUCCGUGACUCCCACGGAAUCACCCAGGUCCGCUUCGUCACCGGUAACAAGAUCCUCCGAAUCCUCAAGUCCAAUGGCCUCGCCCCCGAGAUUCCUGAGGAUCUGUACAUGUUGAUCAAGAAGGCCGUCUCCGUCCGAAAGCACCUAGAGCGCAACCGCAAGGACAAGGACGCCAAGUUCCGCCUGAUUCUGAUCGAGUCCCGAAUCCACCGUCUCGCCCGUUACUACAAGACCGUCGGUGUCCUACCCCCGACCUGGAAGUACGAGAGCGCCACGGCCAGCACCAUCGUCUCAUAAGCGUAACCAGCGAGCGCGCGCGCCGAGGAUGAUUUGCAUGUGGAAUGCCUGGUCUGGUCAUGGAGUUCGUGGAAAACGGAAUUGCUUUUCGGGCAGCCACAAAAGUGAUGAGUGCCUGAUUAUUCUACUAGUUGCCUGAGAAAGGCGAUGAAUAAACAAUUACACAAGAGAUCAAUACGAGUCUCGUGAAGAACAACAGUAUUGAUUAUUUGCUUAAUC
This is a messenger RNA of Daldinia vernicosa, 834 nucleotides long. RefSeq names its product 40S ribosomal protein S13. Gene Ontology annotation, molecular function: small ribosomal subunit rRNA binding; structural constituent of ribosome. The record is from RefSeq and is a predicted model, not a curated record. The transcript is spliced from 4 exons. Gene Ontology annotation, biological process: translation. Bases 160 to 615 code for a protein of 151 amino acids. Gene Ontology annotation, cellular component: nucleolus; ribosome; cytosolic small ribosomal subunit. Lineage: Eukaryota; Fungi; Ascomycota; Sordariomycetes; Xylariales; Hypoxylaceae.